GGCGGUGUGUGCUUGAGGUCGAGCGCUUAAUGUGGAGACACAACCGGAUGCAGCUGAAGAAGAGUCGCUAACUGGAGCUAACGUCAUCCAAACAUAAGAUUAAAACCGUAAUAUUUACAGAAUUACUCCAUUGGUGAUUUGAUAACUCAAAAGAAUAGACAUGAUUAAAGCCAUCUUGAUAUUUAACAACCACGGGAAGCCGCGGCUGAUCCGGUUCUAUCAGUAUUUUGCAGAGGACAUGCAGCAGCAGAUCAUUCGGGAGACUUUCCAUUUGGUUUCGAAAAGAGACGACAAUGUCUGCAACUUCUUGGAGGGUGGAAGUCUCAUUGGUGGCUCUGACUACAAGCUGAUUUACCGGCAUUACGCGACACUCUACUUUGUCUUCUGUGUGGACUCGUCUGAGAGUGAGCUCGGCAUCCUGGACCUGAUCCAGGUGUUUGUGGAAACGCUGGAUAAAUGCUUUGAAAACGUCUGUGAACUGGACCUCAUAUUCCACAUGGACAAGGUCCAUUACAUCUUGCAAGAGGUGGUGAUGGGUGGAAUGGUGUUGGAGACCAACAUGAAUGAGAUUGUUGCGCAGGUCGAAGUGCAGAACCGCAUGGAGAAGUCAGAGGGAGGUCUAUCGGCGGCCCCCGCUCGCGCUGUUUCUGCCGUGAAGAACAUGAACCUGCCCGAGAUUCCCCGCAACAUCAACAUCGGAGACAUCAAUAUCAAAGUGCCGAGCCUCUCCCCGUUCUGAGCAGAAUUCCAACUGAGCUCUGCAGGGCCGAUGUACUACUGAUGCAGUUCCCCUCCACCCAGCUCUGUUGUUAAUACAGGGAAAACUGUUUUAUAUAUGUUUUUUUUUUUUUUCAGCUUAUUUUCCCCCUCAUUCUUUUCACAUGAACGGGAGAUAACCUGUCGAUUGUCCUCUGUUCUCCUGUAUGCAAUUUACAGAUUACUCAAGGUGAAGGAUUUGCACAAUAAUGUAAAGUUAGAUUCUAUAAAGCAUCAAGAUUAAUAUUAAUAUCUGUAUCUUCUGCUAUUCUUUCUGUUUUAAUUUCUCCAGUUGAUUUCUUGCUCUUUCUAAAAGAAGGAUGAAUUGUGUUAGCCCAGUGCGUGUUUUCUAGGGCCGUAGUCAAAUCUAGCUUGGUCAACUGAAAUUCUACCUACUCUUCAUCCAGUCGAUUGGUCAUAACUAAACGGGCCCAGCUAGCUGCUAAUAAGUCAGAAACAAAGUUACACAGCGUUGCAAAGCAAAUAAAUUCCUGCUCUUUGAUCAUUAUCCUGUCUAUCAAGUAAAUUUAUAUACAGCAAUAACCCACACUCACAUACUGGCAAGAAUUGUGCAGUGAAGCGUGCUUUGGUACAACAACAAAGAUAACGCAGUAUAAAACUUUGGAGUUGGAAAAACCAUCAUGAAAAAAGAAUUAUUGGAUUCAAUUGCUGGCAUCAAAAGAGGAUUUAUGCUACAUUCUUUCUCUUAACUGUCCUCCCCAACCUGGAGAGUAGCCGUCCAGAAUGCCAAAACCAAGUCUAGCAGACUAAGCAACAAAAUUAACACUAAAAUAACAUCCAACAUUUAUCCAUUCAGAUCUUCUGUCUUCUGAGGCUGGGAGCUGAUAUACAGUAGCAACAGUUUGUGCUGGUUCUUUACCAUUCAGUUUGUAAAACAGAACCACAUUUGUUGAGUAAAAUAUAUUUGAAUAUUAUUAUUUUUUAAUUCAGAAUCAAUUAUUUCUAACACAAUACAGCCCAUCACUCAAAAAUUCUGUACAUUAAGUCUUCAUAUGAUGGAUAUGGAGCUCUUUUCUCCUUUAUAAAAGUAAGACCAGUGGUUGUCCAGCCAAUUUGGGGAAGUUGGUCAGACACAAGCAUAUCAACCAACCGCAGAGGUGUCCGCUUUAGUGUUUUCCUAUACAACUCUAGUAAAUCUCUGACAGGUUUUAAAAUGUUCCUUGUGUAGAGGAACCUUUUGGACUCACUGAAAUAAAAUUCCAUGGGUUCUGUAUUGAGGUAUAAUUACACAAACACAUCUGUCCAUGUAUGUGUUUUUCGUACAAACCGAUUAGACUCCCCUGCUUGGCUCUUGUCACAGUUCAUUUUUCCUUUUCUGUAAUGUGUAUAUAUUGUGUCCCUGACAUUUUUGUGAGUUGUGAAUAAUAAUAUUGUUCCCCUGGUUGAACUCAGUACAGGAAAUGUAAAGGCUGUUAAAUUUUAGCCAAGUUUUAAUGUGCUGUGAUAGUAUCCUGCCAACAUCUGUUCAGAGAGAGGCAGCAGACUAACUUUGACCUUUUAAGUGUUUGUAUAAAGUGUGUUUGUGUCUUAUUGGCUGUAUUUAAUGUUAACAUAGAAGAUUCAUUUAAGCCAUACUCUGCUAGAGUUUCGCCAUUCAGUCCUGUCUAGCCUCUCAAGGAAGGCAAAUGUGUCUGUGUCAAAAAACAUUCCUUGCCAAGGUUAAAUAAAUGAAAAUGCACAUCUG
Molecule: messenger RNA, 2461 nt
Organism: Larimichthys crocea (large yellow croaker)
Lineage: Eukaryota; Metazoa; Chordata; Actinopteri; Sciaenidae
Gene: ap3s2
Product: adaptor related protein complex 3 subunit sigma 2
Exons: 6
Coding region: 161-739 (192 amino acids)
Biological process (GO): intracellular protein transport; Golgi to vacuole transport
Cellular component (GO): membrane coat; AP-3 adaptor complex
Source: RefSeq, a predicted model, not a curated record